Messenger RNA from Fonsecaea monophora, 615 nucleotides. RefSeq lists its product as hypothetical. Gene Ontology annotation, biological process: sphingoid catabolic process. Bases 1 to 615 code for a protein of 204 amino acids. The transcript is spliced from 4 exons. The record is from RefSeq and is a predicted model, not a curated record. NCBI's taxonomy places the organism in Eukaryota, Fungi, Ascomycota, Eurotiomycetes, Chaetothyriales, Herpotrichiellaceae. Gene Ontology annotation, cellular component: endoplasmic reticulum.
AUGGCCCUCAACCUGGAGAAACAACUGCGCUUCUAUGGCGCAUACCACCAUGACGCAAUCAAUAUUGGCAUACACAUGGUUGGAGUUCCCAUUAUCCUGUGGACUACAUUCCUCCUUUUCACGAAUUCCGGUCCACUGAUCAAGUUGCCUCAAUCGAUGACCAUCCCCAACCUCGAACUGGACGCCGGCACACUUUUCUGCCUGUCUUACUGCGGGCUAUACAUCUUACUCGAGCCAGUGGCCGGAACGGCGUUCGCCGCACUGCUUCUCUCUGGAACUGCAUACGCACAUCACCUAGUCGCUGUCCACGGGAUGACCGCCAACUUCUGGGCGGCGGCGGCAUUCGUGGCGUCGUGGAUUGCACAAUUCUUGGGCCAUGGAGUGUUCGAAGGACGGGCUCCUGCUCUGCUGGACAACAUCUUUCAGGCAUUUUUCUUGGCUCCACUCUUUGUCUGGUUGGAGAUCCUGUUUGCGCUUGGUUACAGGCCGGAACUGAAGAGCCGGGUGGACAAGAUGGUGGAGCAAGAUAUUGCCAAAUAUCGCGAGUCCAAGGCACAGAAAGCGAACGGGCAGGUGAACGGGACUGCUGCGAAUGGUCACAUCAAACAAUCAUAA